AUGGCGCUCCAGGAAGCAGAACUAUUCGAAGACCAACAUCCCCUGAUUCAAAGCUGUCCUGCCUUAAACGAAAUUCGUCUUGCCCAAGACAUUAAAGACUUGACCAUAGAGGUAACUUCCCUUAGUUACAGCGGACAUUUGUGCGUGUUAGGUCAAGAACGGCGAUGUCCUUUACGUCCAUCGAAUAGUGCUAGCAGCUCGCAUCCCUUCUCUGCGAGCGUCCCUCAGUGGCCCCAUCGGGGAGGAGAAUUCGGUCUUAAGGUGGCCGACAGCGCCGCUCAGGUUGGUUCUUUAGGUUUUGCUUACAACUUUUUUAGUCUCGCAAAUGCGCUCGUCCAGUAUGUGUACACUGGUCGGGUGGAGAUCACACAGAACAACGUGAUGGGCAUGAUUGCGCUUGCAAGAAUGUUGGAACUCCCCGCCCUGGUGAAUUGGGGAGCGACAUUUAUGACCAAGAGGUACGCAAUUUCCUGACUCUUCCUCUCUAACUGCCUGCUCUAAAGAGUCAAUUUGCAGAAUUUGCCAGCCACGUGGGACUUUGCCAAGUCUACGAAUAUCAAAUUACUGGCUGAUACGUGCAUUGGGCUGAUGAAGGAGCAUUUUGAGGAAUUCGUGCCAACUGAACUCUUUGUUCGUUUGCCGGCCGAAACCGUCCUCAGCCUGCUUCGAAGCGAUCACCUGCCCGUGGGAUCUGAGGAGGAGGUUGUUGCGGCGAUUGCUCGCUGGACGGGUGCUGGUGCCUGUGGCCAGGCCGACGAUGAGAGGCUGAAAGUACACGCGCCGGAGAUGUUGAAAGAAGUUCAGUGGCACCUAACCGACGUGGAAUGCCGCGAUCGCCUGAUGGAGAAAUAUCCAACAAUCUGGGAAAGUCCCGAAUGCGCGUAAGUGUGUUCUGUUCACCCAAAAUUGCAGAAAAGUAACUAAUGUCUGUAAGUAUAUGCCAUCUCAACCCUGUUAUUUCUUUGUUCAUACAAGUCGGCUAAUGACUCGGAUUGAACGGUGGAUUGGAGCUGCAGACAAGGACAAGCCGGCCCGCCCCUUUAACUUAAGGCCUCGUCUGCGCCCGACGAUCUUCCUCUUCGGAAAGGACAAAGAUGGGCAGGGCAGUUGGUCUGUCCGUCGCACCGAUCAGCACCUGCAGCAGGCAGAACGCGUUGCUGACAUGGAGAAGCGCCGCUGGUUCGCCUCCUACAGCGUCGUGGGCGGUGAGUUGUCGGAGAGUUCUGCGUCACCUCUUCAGCGCAUUUUGUCUGCUUUUGAUGUAUUUGCUUGUUGAAGUCAAGCGCCUCUGUGUGCGACAGCAUUUAGUGUUUUGUAGGAAGUAAAUUAAGCAAAUAAAUCAGGCUCUUGGGGAUUUUUUGCAAGUGACGGACGUUUUUUGUAUUUUUUCUCCCGAAAGAGAGCAUUUUCGUUGUCGGUGGAGCAUGGAACGACACAGCGCUAGUUGACGUUGACGAGUUUCUGGUGAGAGAAGGACGCUGGCGCAAACGGGCGCCCCUCGCCGUUCGACGCCAGCAGCACGCCGCCGUCGUCAUGAGGGUUCACGCCGUCGACGGAGAGGAGACGGUGAUAGGCAUUUUUGGUGGCUGCUUCAUGGAAGGGGACAGUUGGACACGCCUCGCCUCCUGUGAAGUCUAUGACGCCAGUCAGGACAGGUGAGAAGGCGCUGGUUUUGGUGCUUUUUUUUGCAAAAAAAAUACUUCUCUCCUUCUACUCACUUCCCACCCCGCCUGCCCUGAACAGAUGGCAUAAAUUGCCCGAUCUGCCGGAGGAGAGGUCCGGUCCAGCUGCUGCCUGCCUGCCCGGCGACAGUCGGGUUUUCGUUUUUGGCGGCUGGAAUGGCUCCUCCGCGCUGGCUUCCGUGGUCUUCUGCAAUCUGCGGGCGAAUUGGCGGGAGGAGACAGUUUCAGCGCGCACCGCCGACUUUUGGCAGCCAGCUGCCGCCAUGAGAACUGCACGAUCUCGGCUCGCAGCGAAGCCCUUUCGGGGAGCAAUCCUGGUCGCCGGUGGAUUGAAGAUGGGAAAGACUCGCAACGUGGUGGAGAUGUUCUCACCGCCGGACGCCGGGAACCCCCUCGGUCAGUGGACAGAGCUGGCCGACAUGAAGCAGCCUCGCCAGUGCUUCACUCUUCUCACCUCCGCGAACGCUGUCUUUGCUCUCGGUAAGCGAAUGCACAAUGAAAUGAAUUCUUUCUUUCCUUCUCUCUCUCUCUCUCAUGCCAUUCGUUUGCCUCAUCCGCGUAGCCAAUUUUACAAGGCACAAGAGCAUUAAAUCACUUGACAUGCCGUUGGAGGAUUUUCAUGCGCUGUGCACCAUUACAGCCAGAAGUGGUCGCCUUGCUGUGCAUAUUGCCUAACCUCCCUUUUUAAAUAUCUUUUCUCUCGUGUUUCAUUUUUCCUCAAGUGAAAUUUCACUAUAAUUCUGCAAAAUUUUUAGGCAACGCGGUCGAAACGCGUAACACGGUAGAGACUCUCACGGCACCAGGAGGUUCAGCUGACUUGGACAAUGACUUGACAUCUUGGGUCUGGUCGUCCAAGAGCCCGGUGGAGACACUUGACGACAUUGUCGGCGCAGCAAGCGUCUGCAUGUAAAUUUCUUCACUUGCUUCUUGUUUCAUGUUCACUUGGAGUGUCCUCCGCUGCAUUGACAUUAGAAAUAAAUUACAUGCAAAUGAAUCAGCCUUGACAUUUGUUAUUUCUAAACGUUGGAGGUACGCGUGCGGUGGCCAGCAUAUGGGACGACUUAGUGAACUAGUUAAUUUGUUCGAGGCCGGUGCUACGCAGUGCAAAUGGUGUAAACGGGUUUUUCUUGAAUGUUUUUAGUGUUAGUAAGUGCUUCUGCAUCUACUUCCUGCCUUCUUGUGCUGAAACAUUUCGUCGUUAAUCAUACGUCGACUUGCCACUGAAAAAUGAGUGAGAUACAGUUGCCACUUUCUUGACCUGCUAGCUGAGCUGAGAUAGUCUUUCACCUGUACAGGACUUAAACUAGCUAAUACCUCAUCGAGAGUCCUCCGGGGGAGUAUCCGCAAUGUGUGACGUGUAGGAAAUCAGUGCUCUACGAGAUAACAACAAUUAAGACCUGAGAAUGCAGAUUUGGUUUGGACCGCCUGCAGGCAAGUCGACCAAGCGGUAUUCAGUUAACAUGCGGGUUCACUUACCUUGUAGCCUCCUGUGGGAUCGCAGACGGAACCUCAUCUUUGAGAUGGUGAUGCAAUGAUCCGUAUGACAUUUUAGGUGGCUGAUCGUGAAUGAACCUGAACCUCUCCGGCUUAGCCUCGUCGGAGGACAAAUGGGUGUUUUGAAUGCUGUACCCUUUGUGUCUUCGUCACAUAUCAACAACUGUCUAUGAUGAUGGCUCCGAGGGAGAAUCCGAGACGUCAGACCAGAAAGCCUGCAGUAGUAGUAGUAGUAGUAGUAGUAGUAGUAGUACAAUUAAUGAUAGAAGUAGUAAGUAGUAGUAGUAGUAAUAGUAGUAGUAGUAGUAGCAGUAGUAGUAGUAGUAGAAGUAGUAGUGGUAGAAGUAGUAGUAUUAAUGGUAGUAGUAGUAGUACGAUUGGAGACCCAUUUGUUUUUAGCAAUGGAAGACAUGAGUUAAACGACUUUUCUGUCUGACCAUACCGGACAAUUAAGACCUCAGAAUGCAGAUUUGGUUCGGACCACAUGCAGGCAAGUCAGCCGGGCGGUAUUCAGUUAACAAAGGGCUCCACUUACCUUGUAGCCUCCUGUGGGGUUGCAGAUGGAGCCUCUUCUUUGAUAUGGUGAUACAGUGAUCCGUAGUACGCAAUGUCUGUCGCGUUAGGUGGUCGGUCGUGAAAGGACCUAAACCUCUCCGGCUUAGCCACGCCGGAGGAUAAAUGCGUGUCUUGAAUGCUGUGCCUUUGUGUCUUCAUCACUUAUCUACGACUGUCUCUGAUGAUGGCUCCGGGUGAGAAUCCGAGGCGUUAGACCACAAAACCUGCACUAGCAGUAGUAAUAUUAGUAUUAGCGGCAGUAGAUGUAGUAGUAGUAGUAGUAGUAGUAGUAGUAGUAGUAGUAGUAGUAGUAGUAGUAGUAGUAGUAGUAGUAGUAUCAUUAGUAGUAGUAGUAGUAGUAGUAGAAUUGCGAACAUUUGUAGCAGCAUUAGAAGUAUUAGGAGCAUUAGCAGUAGUAGACGUGGUGGCAGCAGUAAUUGCAGUAGAAGGAGUAGCAAAAUUUAAAUGAUUGGUAACAGUAGUAUAGGUAGUAGUGGUAAUAGAAAAAGUAGUGGUAGCGUUAGUAGAACUUACAGUAGAAGUAGCAGUAGUAGUGGUGAUGUUAGUGGUAGAAGUUUAAAGUAGUAAGCGUAUAGGAAGUAGAAACAUUGGCAGUAUUAGAACUAGUAGUAGUAGUAGUAACAGUAAUAGUGGCAGUAGCAGUAGUAUAGAUAGUAGCAGUUAUAGAAAUGGUAGUAGUAGUAGUAGUAACAGUAGUAUUGGUAGUACUAUCAGUGACAUUAGUAUAGUUGGAGACCCACUUGUUUUUAGCAAUGGAAAACAUAAGCUGAACCAUCUUACCGUGUGACCAUACCGAACUCUAUCAUCAAUUUAUUGGAAAGCACUUUAAGACUAUACUGAAUAUGCGCUGAGCCAGACCACAGACUACAGCAGAACAGCUUGAUGCAAUAUUUGUGAAGCAUUUCGUCCCUGCAAUCGACCCUAUUACCUGUUACUGUCUAUUGUGCAAGUAUCCUGCUUCCACGGUUAAGAUAUGAUUAUGCGAGUCGAUACUAUCUGCCUGAAUAAGCCCCGAUGUUGCAAGCACCACCCAUGCGUGUCUGAUGGCCAGACCCCUAUCGGCAGCUCACUUGGAGUUUGUAGGUCCUGGGCCAUGAGACGCCUGCACAAUUACAAUAAUUAGAAAGGUGCUAAUAUUCCAUAAAAGAGUAGGAUCGCCACCAUUAAUGACUCAAAUGUAUCUGCCUGAGAAAUCAUCGUUUGGCGGCCCCGACCACUCGGCCACUCCACCGCGUCUGCAGACACCCUCACAAAAUUAUAAGCACUGUACAGGCGAACCACACGCGAAUAGGAUUUGUGGUGUUAGCUCUCAGGGGCAACCAUCUCGAGAAAGAGAUCAAACAGAUAAAGAGUCAUUUACAAUAUUAUCUAGGCAUACCUCACUAUACGAAUGUAUCCACUGGAAGAAAUCUGGUGUUAAAAUCCAAUGAAAAUGAACAACCGUUUCUAAAUGAUAUCCCCACGGUACGUGAACCAGAAACCUUGACAACAGCGCCGUCCAAAACGGUUAAUGUUGAAAGUACCAAAACAGCAACGCUCAGAAAACUUUUGAAUAGGAUGGGCUCGACAUGGGUAGGGGUAUUGAGGCAAUUAUCGAAUCUGCAGAUCAUCAUUCACUACCGUCCGUGCCAACGGCUUCUUCCAAGUCAGUCACCACAGGCGUGGAGCAUCAAAACCGCGAUAUAAAAUGUGUUCCGCUAUCGCCGUCUACUAUCCUUAGAGCACCAGACCCCCGCAGAUGGCGAUACAUCAAUAAAUAAUACGAACGAUAUCGCCAAACAGCAAUGUCUCGUUAUUCAGGGGCUCCCUGAAUCAAACGUCAACUUUCCUAGCAAGCGGGUUAAGGAAGACUUAACGCUUUCCCAAGGCCUGCUGAAUAAUAUCUUGCAAACCCCUGAGGCAAUUGAAGUGCUGAAAGCCUUCAGACUCGGAGGACGAACAAACAAUCAGCCAACAUCAACAUGUCGCCGACCUCUCAAAGUUGUACAGGCACCAACGCCGACGUAUUUCUUCAACCAGAUUACUCGCCAGCAGAGAGACACUAAAACGUCUUCUUCUAGCUGUAAAGCUCAAGACGAGAUUCAGCAAAGGAGAACGCAAUUCGAUUAUCUACAACAACCGAAUCAGACAGCGUCCACCAUUUUUUCUUUGAACGAGCCCAGUUCAGAUGACAGCGCAGCUGACAUGGUAGGCGAAAGUUCUAGACGCACCGAGACCACUUCUCCGACGGCCAUAAAUCGCGAAAUUAAAUUUCUGUAUACAAAUGUGCAGAACAUGUUACCGAAAGUGGACGAGCUAAAAGUUCAUCUAUCAGAUCUAUCCCCGGAUGUAAUCUGACUUACAGCAACUUGGUUGAAUCAACUGGUGGACAACCGUGAGUUAACUAUACCAGGAUACCAGUUGUUAAGGAGACAGGUCAGGACGUUAGUGAGGAACAUGGGCUCAUCGUUUCGGAUACAGCAGAUAAACUUGCGCGUACUUCUGAGACAAUUUUACUAACUGUAAAAGCACUGGCCUCACCAAGCCUCAACGUCCUGACAGUCUACGACCACCUAGAAAUGACGCUCAACUGAUUGACGUCCUGGAGAUAUUAUCUUUUUGUUCGGAAGUAUUACUCAUGGGAGACUUCAAUGCGCCCCUUAUCGACUGGAGUUCAGCUUAUACAUCUGGUCCAGACCAUACUUUCGUUCGGCGUUUUCUGGACCUGACGCUCAAAUUAUUUCUCACUCAGCACAUCUCGUUUCCAAAGAGAGUGCGCGAAGGGCAACAGUAAAACUGUCUGCACCUGGUCCUUCCAAAGUCUUUGGUCAGCAUUGAUGAGGUGUAGUGUCUACGUCACCUAGGUCGAAGUGAUCACGUCGUAUUGUUGUAGGAGUACUCCAUCUUUCUCUGCCUGAACAAGUCACCGGAGUUAGAGGGAACAUUUGCCCCCCCCCCCCCGACUUUGUCCAAAUGAAAGCUAAACUAAACACCACAAACUAGGAGUUUGCUUUUUCAGGUGACAUAAUCGAUGAUCGGGACUUGUUUACUAAGUUACUGCACGUUCUUCUCAGAGAUUACUGACCUAUUUCACGGAAGAAACUGAACAGCAGACCCCCGUGGCUAACACAAGCUUUAUGAUAUGAGGGGAGUCUUAAGUACAGCCAACGCAUUAAACAAUUGAGCUACGAGCCCCCGCCGGACGACGCGAGUCUAAUCACAUUUGGGUCGAUUUACCCGCCCAACCUACUGCAACGUCUGGAAUCCACCAAAUCAGAUACAAUAAGAUGAAUGCAGUUCUGAUUGUGGAUGCCUGUUUAUAAGCCACACCAACCACAAAAGGUUUCAGGAUUCUUGACGCCGUCUCUGAAACAUUCUCCAGAUAGGGAAUCGAGAGCCAGAAUCAUGGCUUCUCCUUGCUCGGCUGCCCAGAGUGGCACUUCCUGAGACAACUGCGUAUGAACGACUCCGGGUAAAUGUUGGCUUCAAAUAGGGCACGGAGGUAAUCCACCUCCUUCCUCCUGUCAUCUUAAUUGCUACAGUGAGUUUGGGCGCGUUGCAAAAGGGUCCUGACACAACUGUGUCUGUGACCGAUGAGGUGGUUGCUUUUGGAGUGGAGGAUGCGCCUAGUUUAUUGGCCUUACGGUAAACCAUCGCACCCAUAUUCCCGUCUGCCAUUUUUGUAACUUGUACAUCAACAAAGGACAAUUGAUUGCUGGCUUCUUCCUCCGUAGUAAAUUAGAGGUCAGGAACAAUUGAAUACAACAGUCCUUUGAAAGCCUGUACGGCGUUUAUUUUCAUUAUGACAAAUGUGUCGUCGACAUAUUUAGCCCAAAACUUUAGCAUGUAAUAGGUGAUCUUUAGCUGCUUGAGAAUCUGCAAAACCGCUUCAGCAACUAGUCCAGACAGAGGCGAGCCCGUCGGCGUUCCCUUCUUUUGCUCAUAUGCUUGGCCAUUAAAUGCGAAGAAAGUCUUGAGGCACCAUUCCAGGAGCUCAAUUAUGUGCAUCCGCUUGAACUGUUGAUCGGUCUUAUCAUAUUUCUGCCCGAGAAGACCGUCGACGUGUUGAUGGAACUCUUAACCGAGCCAUAGAACUACAUCCCGCCUACCAGACGCUCCGCACACAGCUAGGGUCAGCCCAGACGGGGCCGAUAGAAGGGGUGGAAGAAAUCACACGGUGGCGACUGCCGACACGUGCGGAGGAAAGCGAAGGCGCCGACACUAUCUCACGGACGCACCGGCGACGCCGAAAACACCACGCCCGAGCAGCAACGGUUGACCGGUCCACUGUCCGACGUGGGGGAGGCCGACGAGCACGCUGAAUUAGCGGCGACCGCGACAGCCGCGAAGGGGGCGCAAGCCACGUGAGUCGGCCAAUGGUCGAAAUUGGAGGGACCAGAACCAGCCAACAGCAAAUGGGCCAGCCAGUACACGUGCAGUGAGCACGGUUAUAAUACGAGGCAGGGGGAAAGACUGAACAAACCAAGGUCAGCAGGAAAAGCCAAGGAGUGACUCUAAUGAUGGAUACGAGAGAGUUUCCGAAACGUCAGUAAGCGUCAGUAAAUACAACCUGCUUCAUGAAAUCACCCUCACUUGUUCGCCUUCUUCGAGGGAUGAUGAAAACGAAAAUAUAUCCGGACCUUGAAUUUAAGCGCAUACUUGAACACAAACUGGCACUUAAAAGGCAAGACCAUCUGUUUCAAAUGGUUAUGAACACUCUAGACACUGGACACACCUUUGCAUUGGAAAAAAACUCGCGUUGUCGGAGAAGCCCCUCUAUAAAGGCCAAGAGUUUCUCGAAGCCAUGCCCUACGAUGAAUCAUGCAUCAAUCGACGCAUUGCAUUAGAUGUCACGGGCAAAAAUCUCAGGGAACAGUGGAAGUGAAGAGAGCCAUUUAGUACCGAAUGACGCCCACGGCGACCGCUUACUGUUGCAAACGCCAAAUGAAUAUCGAUUUUUCAGCAUGUUUGAAAUGCUCCUUGUGUUUUACACAUUUGCUCAAGUCUGAAGACGACCUGUGGAACCAGCGUUGAAAAUUUACUUUGUAAAGUGUUCUACUUUUGAUAAGAAUAAGCGCGAUCGCUGGAACAAGGGCUUAAUUCGCCUGACGUUUCGGAUUCUCACUUGAAUUCAUCAUCAGAGACAGUUGCAGAAAAGGUUGACUCGUGCACAGGAAGUUGCAGUAUUUAUAGGAUGCGGUCGCUGCGCUACCGCCUACCUACAGAAAUUAACCGUGCUCCCCUUCAUCAAGGAUUUCUGCCCGCUGGUGCGUUAAUUGCUUGAUGGCCGGCAUGCAAGUUGUUAAUUUCUGAAAUCUCAUCGCCCGUGUUGGAUGCUAGCGUGAUGAUUGCUCGGCCAUCUGGCUCACCGGCUUGCGCGCUGCCCGAGUGGUUAGUUAACUUUGCCAGCCUAUGCCUCAGCACGGAAUAUGGAGUGGGGAUGUCGUUGCACUUGUUGAUAGACUGAGGUCCCGUGAACCAUGACUCAAACAACUCGCGGCUCAUGCGAUUAUCCCCUCCCGCGAGAAUUUCGGCCUCAUCGAACUUGAAUGUGUGGCCGGGUCUCGUCGAAUGGGCUGCGACCUGAGAGUCGGCGCCAUUUCUCCAUACGGCUGCCACGUGUUCGGCGAUUCGCGUCCGGAGCAGUCUUCCGGUUUCUCCGAGGCGGUCCUACAGCGGUUAGAGUGGCUUGUCUUCCAACAUCACAGACCGAAAUUCUGGGCUCGGUAUGUGGACGAUAUCUUCGUCUUUAUCGAACGAGAUCAGGUGCUAACGUUCCAAGAAUGUCUCAACAGCGUCUUCCCGGACAUGCAAUUAACGAUGGAGGAGGAAGAUAAUAUCCAGCUGGCAUUCCUUGAUAUCUUGGUGUGUCGCAGAGGUUGUGGUGACAUAAGACCAAAGUGUUCAGAAAAGCGACGAAGACGACGCAAAUACUAAACUUCAAUAGCAACCAUUCAAUCAGCUACAAACGCAGCUGUGUAAGAAUGCUAUAUCGGCGUGUUGAGACGCACUGCAGACAACUGGAAGACAAGGUUGCUGAAUCCCAAUAUCUUCGACGGGUUUUCAGAGAAAAUGGUUACCCGCGCAACUUCGUCAACCGUUGUCUGUGCAAAAGAGACGAGCGACAAAAUCAUGCCGACUUUAAAUUCUGGCGAGCGAUCCCGUACAUUCAUAUUGACCCAACUGUGAAAAGCUCGGCGCCUCGGUGGGAUUCGAACCCACGCAGAAAGGGGAAGGCUUCAGUACAGCCAACGCUCUAACCACUUGAGCUACCACUUGAACUACCAGUUGUAGAACUGGUGGUGGCAGUAGCAGUAGUAGUAGUGGUGGUAGUACUAGUGAUGGUAGGAGUAGUAUUAGUAGUCAAAUUACUAGUGGUUUUGGUGGUAGUUGUGGGAGUAGAAGUAGUUGUGGGUCAUAUUAGGAAAAUCAGCAGUAGCAUUAAUCGCUUGUGAUGUAAUAGUUGUGGAAAUAGGAGAGUAAUGACAGUGAUGGGAGUAGUAGAAUCAUUAGCGGUAGUGGAAGUAAUAUCAGCAACAGUAGAAGUGGUAGUGAAAUAUGAGUGGUAGUAGUACGAGUAGUAGUAGUAGUAGUAGUGGUAGUAGUAGUAGUAGUAGUAGUAGUAGUCUUAGCAGUAGUAGUUGUGAUGGUAGUAGUAGUGUUGGUGGUGGUAGUAGUAGUGUUGGUGGUAGUAGUAGUAGUAGUAGUAGUAGUAGUAUUAGUAGUAAUAGUAGUAGUGGUGGCAGUAGUAGUAAGUCAGUUUAUUAAGGGAAUGGGGCGUUCCCUGAGCUCCCUAUUCAUAUCGAUAAACAUUAAUAGAAUGAAUAAUUACAUCAGAAAAUGCGGAAAUUCAAAAGUUGGCGGUAAGUGUGAGCCAGGCGCAAACUUGCGCCGCUAAAACAAUCGGGGUUAUAUGUACCGUAGUUCUUCAGGAAAUGAGCAUCUAGUCUACACUUAAAGGAUUCGACAGUUUCGGAGAGAACCACCGCGCCAGGGAGUCCGUUCCAUGCCCCAAUGACCAUGUGAGAGAAGGCGUUCCGUCGGACGUCCGAAUGAGCCGGCUUCCUCUGCAGUUUGAAGGGAUGACCACGCAGACGGUACAUGCCGGCCUAUUCGAAGAAUUCAUCAAAGUCUAGGGCGCACUCACGGCCUCUGACAACCUGAAGGUCUGAAUGAGAUCUCCGCGUAGUUGCCUGUAAUUGGGAGGAAUCAGGUUUUGUUCGGUCAGCCUGGUUUCGUAUAACAGAUGAUGAAGAUUCUUGACCAUCUACGUAGCCAUCGCCUGUACUCUUUCCAGUCGUUGAUAAUCUUUCUUCAACCAUGGUCGCCAGGCCUAAACUGCAUACUCUGGGUAAGACCGGACUAAUAUCUUAUAGGUAUUUCCGAUCUGCACAAAUUUCCGCCUCAGCGCAAAUAACACCCUUAUAGCACUUUUGGCUGCCCUUUAACACUGUGAUUAUUGUUUCAGCGAGGAGGUCAUUAGGACGCCGAUGUCUUUCUGUUCCACAAAGUUUGAAAGGGGCUGCCAUCCAGGACGUAUUGAAAGGAAUCGUCCUCCUUACUGGUCUUUCUGGUGCCGAGUCUCAAGACCACACAUUUGUCCACAUAAAAAUUAAGGAGCCAACGAGCUGACCAACUGUUCAGGCGAUUGAGACUGUCUUGAAGAGCGUACCAGACUGCGUCGGAUCUGAUGGUUCUCCACAGCUUAAGAUCGUCAACAAGCAUGAUGACGUUGGACUCCAGGUCGUCGACGCAGUCAUUCAUGUAAACCAGGAAUAGCAACGGCCCUAAGACGGAGCCUUGCGGUACCCCACUAAGAAGGGGGGGGGGAGGGGGGGUAGGAGUUGACCUCGAGGCCUCAACGCACACGGUUCGCCAUUUCCCUGUAAAAAAUCUGUUAUCCAUGUCCUCAGCCUUCCUCUUAUCCUAAUUUCAGAGAGUUUGUAGAUUAAGCGUUUGUGUGGGACACUGUCGAACGCCUCCUUGAAGUCCGUGUAGAUGACAUCGAUCCUACCAUCCUCAUCCAUUGCUCGAGUCCACUGCUCCGUCGAGAGCAAUAAACUGGAAAUGCACAAGCGGUUUUGUCUGAAGCUGUGCUGCAGGUCUGAGAGUAAGUGGUUCUGCUCCAGGAACUUCAAUGUUGCCUUCUUGCCUAUGACCCCCAUUAUUUUACAGCAGAUGCAGGGCUUCUGUUCAGCCUAUCGGAUACUCCUUCCGUGCCUGACAAAUAUAUUUUUUGUCUGCAUUUCGUUGACGACAAAAUUCUUCGAAAUGCGCUGGUGACGCAGUUUCCCUGAAUAUUUUCCAUCUUUUACUUUUCUACCGUAACUGCGUAUUUAGGCCCCUAGUUAACCAAGCAGGUCGACUAGUUGUUUUUUGUAGUUUAGGUAGAAAACAGUGCCGAAUAAGAUCGAGUGAAAUCGUCUUAAACGAUCUCCAGUCGUCCUCCGGAUCUCCCCUGAGCGAUUUGUUCCAAUUCACGGAAAUCAAUGCGUUCUUCAUCGUGUUAAAGUCUGUCUUCCAUAUAUUAGGUUGGCCUUCUGUUCUCUUCUGGCGUUGAGAUAAGAGCGAGUUUUCUCAUAGUAGCUUAGUAUGGUCACUUUUCCCGAGAGGUGCAUUGGAAUACAUUUCGUCGAUAUUAUAGAAGUCUUUAGUUACAACUAGGAACAGGCAAUUCGCUCUCUGGUUCUCUCGAAAUCUUGUCGGUACUUUUACAUGUUACGCCAGAGGGAGAUCGAGUGUGAGGUACAUUAGCAUAUUGCUGAAGGACGUUGGCCGACCUUUGACUACCUAAUUUUCCCACUUAAUUGCAGAUGCGCUGAAAUCCCCAGCAAUAAAAACCUCUUGGUGACUAGCUACGUCCUUGACGUAUUAAAGGUGCGACUCAUCAGCUGAACUCGGAAGGUAUGGUGGUCUGUAAAUUGCCACGAAUUCUAGGUUUUGUGCAUUAUUCUUCUUUAUCAUUAUGCAGGCGGAUUUCUAUUCAAGAGGAAGGGUGUGGGCGCGUUCAGCUGCCGAAAUUCCUGCGCCUAUAAAUACGACUAACCCCACCGCCCUGUUUAUUUUGACCGUCUCUGCGAAAGAGCUGGUAUUCCGGUAUCGAAAUCUCGGCAUAUGCGAUUUCAGCACUAGGCCAAGUUUCCGUUAUGGCGAUGACGUCGGAGAUUCGUUCUGAAACUAGCGCUUUGAGUUGGUCGAUCUUUGAAACGAGACUUUGAGCAUUGGUAUACAAAAAUCGAGAUUUGUUACGAGCAACCCCGGCAUACAGGCAUUUAUCCAUUUCAUGGGAUUGAAUGCGAAAGCCGAUCGGAGCUGAUCGGGAUGGACUGCUUUCCAUCACUCCUAAACUGUUAGGGUUAUGGGCUUUCUCCAGAGGAAUGGCCUCUGGACGCUUAUAAAUUUCCCGUCCAGUAUUCUGAGAUUUCUCUCGCCCAGACUCGACCGCCUAAGGACUUCCAAUUUUGGCCUCCUCCAUUUUUCUCUCUCCGCGGGGGAAAAGUCCCGCUGAAAAAAACUGAUGGAUGGGCAUUUUGGAACGCAGAUUUCCCGCUCAACAGUAGCUGCGCUUGUUCGUCAUUCUGGAAGACAAUUUUUAACGGUCAAUGCCGGUCUGGUUCAUUUUCUGAGUCUUUUAUCUGACCCAUCCUGAAAGCCUUUAAUACAGUGAAUUUUUCGUCUCCCCUUAAGAUCGAUUUGAGAUAUUCCUGGAAUAUUUCUAUGUCAUGCUGUAUUCUGUCCUUUGGAGUGUCGGGAACAGACUCAGACACGUCCUUUAUGACAAUACAUCUACUGCGAUCAACUAGAGGGCCUUGUGAUUUAAUCAUACCUGCAGAGACUUCAUCAAGGAUAUCCCGACUACCAACAUUCACCGAUUUAGGAAGGUUUGGUUCGGUAGGACUAAUGCAUGACUAAAUGUUUACUACGAUUUGUUGGUCAUUUGUCAUUUUCAGCGCACGUUUUUUGUUUGAGGUGUAGUCGACUCUUGCUCACUUGUCUGACUCAUUGUGACUUUUCGAUCUGUCCUGAGACAUUUUUUUGUUCGCUGAGGCUGCGUCUGGCAACCCUUUUCUCGCACAAGACACCGGUUGUCAUUCAUAUCGAGCUCUAUUAGUAGCUCUAGUAGUAUAGGUAGUAGCAGCAGAAGUGGUCGUAGCAAUAGCGGAAGCAGUAGCAGUGGCAGUAGUACAGGUAGUAGCAGUAGUAUUGGUUAUAGUGGUAGUGGUAGUAGUAGCAGUAGUGGCAGUAGUAGUAGUAGUAGUAGUAGUAGUAGUAGUAGUAGUAGUAGUAGUAGUAGUAGUGGUAGUAUUAUUCGUAGUAUUAUUAGAAGUGGUGUUAUUAUUAGUGGUGUUAGUAUUAUUAAUAUUAGUAGUAGUAGUGGUAGUAGGAUGAGUAGGAGGACCAGGAGGAGGAGGAGGAGGACUGGAGACCCAUUUGUUUUUAGCAAUGGAUCUAGAUCACCAAUGUAGGGGAAAGCGCUUUAAGACUAUACUGGAUAUGCGUUGUAGCCAGAACGAAAACUGUAGCAGAACAGCUUAAUGCAAUAUUUGUGAGGCACUUUACGCCGGGAAUUGACACUAUUGCCUAUUACUAUCUAUUAUGCAAAUAUCCUGCGUUCACGCUUAAGAUACGAUUAUGCGAGUGGGCACUAUCUGCCAGAACAAGCCCCGCUGUUGCAUGCACCAACACUGCGUAUCUGACGGACAGACCCCUAUCGGCAGCUCACUCGGAUUUUGUAGGCCCUGGGCCAUGACAUGCCUGCACACCUGGCGAGAUAAAAUCGAUCGCUGUCAACACGAAGCGUGAUAUCGAUCGCAGCACGUGCACGUAGCUUUUCUCGGUUGGCCUAGCAUUUUGAUAAGCUUGAAUGUCGUCAAACUGAGCAGAUUGCAGCGGCGUGCGAAAUCGGUGCGCUUUUAUCUCGUUUGGCAAGAUUGAUAACGCGGCCAAGAUCAAAAUAGUUCUCCGCACUUCAUUCGAUCUGACGAAAUUAUCUUAACAUAUGCAAUCGGCGUAGUGGAAAUACUUUUGCAUCAAAAUUACCUUCCGCAGUCUAUUAGUGUAGAACUGUGAGAUUUAUCUCAACCAGCACAUUAAUUUUGGGGGACUGUAUCCAGACGAAUAGAAUAGUCAACAUUUAGAGGCAGUGGACAUCUGGGAGAUGUAUAAAUGAAACAGGAGUAACGCAAUAAUAUUUUUUCCUACUGCAUCGACCGCCUGGGUAAGGCAAAUAUUUUAACUAAGAGAGACCGGGAGUAGAGGCUUAUAUUAGCCGAGAGCCUGUAAUGCCUAUUCAUAAAGUAAUUUAAUUAACUUUUACUAAGUUCGCUUACCUGAUGAAUGCAUUGUUCGACCUUAAAAUGAAAAGGCUAAAUAAACACAUCUUCUAUUUCAGAGUGGACUUCAAUUUCACAAAUGAUUGUUUAUUCCGAAGUUUGACUCCGUUAAACAUAUCAGCCCAUUGCAUUGCGCAAACAUUUUUUGUUACAAAGAUCUAAAACCACAGACCUAGAUCUAACCUUCAAAGUGGACCGGAUUUGCCCACUCGCGCAGUCAGCAUAUUUACCAAGUAUGCUGUAAUGCCCCAGCGAGGUUAUUUUAACAUCCCAUCACCACCAUUGCAUAUUUUUGUGUUUUCUCACAUAAUUAUUGAAUUGUCUACAUCAAAACCUCGUUCCCAUUCCCACUAGUCAGCAACGGUGGUUGCAGCCAUCGUCGUUGGUCGUAUUCGUGGUCCGCUGAAUACCUUCGCCGCCUUUACCGACACCAAGACCACUACUAUCACCUGAUCCAGAAUUUAUCCUCAGCGUCUACGCCAUCUACGAUCCUAUACGCUUAGUUUAACAGAAGCUUUGUGUGCUUGGCUUGCAGGCCGUCUGAACCAAAUCUGUAUUGUCAAGUCAGAAGUCCUAGUUGUUGCUGUUGUUAUUGCGUUGUGCCCUCAUUUUCUACAUGUAACAUUUUGCAGAUAUUUCUCUGGCGGGCUCUUAAUGCGGUAUUAACUAGUAUGAAUGUAGUAAAGCCGAGAGAGUAUCUCAUCUCUGCUUCCAAGCCAAGAAAGAGGGAAAUGUACCUAGAGGAGAGUGUUUGUGAGCAGUAAAGUCGGGCAUUUUGCCGGCGCAAGUCGAAGUAUGAUUAAGAGGGAAAUGCUUCAGCAUGAGGAGGCAGUGAGUAGAUGCAGAAGUACAUACUAAUCUCGAGCCUUUCAUGCACAGAAAUUCAAGAAUAGCCCACUUGCACUUUUUGCACUGGGCUGCAAUAUGAUGAUUUGGUAACACAAGUAGGUAGUUUCAGCACCUUUAAAAUCAUAGAAAUUACAGUAAUUAGAAAGGUGCUAAUACUAAAAAAAAACGGUAAGAUUGCAGCCAUUAAUGACUCGAAGGUAUCUGCCCGAGAAACCAUCGUUUGGUGGCCCUGACCGCGUCUGCAGUCACCCUCACAAAAUUAUACGCAUUGUACAGGCGAACCGCACGCAAAUGGGAUUUGUGGUGUUAGUUUUCAGUGUCAACCAUCUCGAGAAUGAGACCGAACAGAUAAAGGCUCUUUUACGAUAUGAUCUAGGCACACCUGACAUACGAAUGUCACCACUGGAAGAAAAACUAGGAGUAAGGCAAAAGAACCUCACAUAAAAGGCUCUUCAUAAAUGCCUUCUGUUACAGAUAUGGCUGUGCAGGAACGAAUAGCGAAAAUAAUCAAAUUGACAGGGUUCAACGAGGAAGUCAGAAAAUUCCAAGAAAGAAGAAAUCUGGUGGUAAAAUCCAAUGAAAAUGAACAAUCGCUUCUAAAUGAUAUCUCCACGGGACGUGAACCAGACACCUCGACAACAGCCCCGUCCAAAAGGGUAAAUGCCGAAAGUACCAAAACACCAACGCCCAGAAAACAUUUGGAUGGUAUGGGCCCAAUAUGGGUAGGGGUAUUGAGGCAAUUAUCUAAUCUGCAGACCAUCAUUCACUACUUCCGCGCCAACGGCUUCUUCCAAGUCAGUCACAACAGGCGUGGAGCAUCAAAAUAGCAAUAUAAAAUGUGUUCCGCUGUCGCCGCCUACAAUUCUUAGAGCACCAGACCCCCGCAGAGGGCGACACAUCAGCAAAUAAUACGAACGGUAUCGCCAGAGAGCCAUGUCUCGUUAUCCAGGGGCUCCCUGAAUCAAACGUCAACGCACAUAAAGAGUGGGUUUCGGAGGAUCAAACGCUUUUCCGAGGUUUUCUAAAUAAUUUAAUAGAACCCAUUUCGGUAGUUGACGUACUCAAAACCUUCCAUUUUGGAAAACGAGCAAACAAUCAGCCAGCAUCAACAAGCCCCCGACCUCUUAAAGUUGUGUUGGCCUGUAAGGAACAAGCCGGGUUGAUUUUCUGUCAGUGCUUUAAAAUAAAUUGCAACAAUCUCGACGUUUAUUUCGACCGGAUUACUCGCCAGCCGAGAGACACUAAAACGACCCUAGGCCGAAGCGACCACGUCGUAAUGCUGUAGGAGUACUCCAUCUUUUCUCUGCCCGAACAAGUCACUAGAGUUAGAAGGAACAUUUGGCGCCCCAAAUUUGCCCAAACGAAAGCUGAACUAAAAACCAUAAACUGGGAAUCUGCUUUUUCAGGUGACACAAUCAAGGAUCGGAACUGGUUUAGUGAGUUACAGCACCUUCUUCUCAGGGACCACUGUCUAAUCUCACGAAAGAAACUGAACAGCAGACUCCCGUGGGUAACACAAGCUUUAAAAGCAGGAAUGAAUAAAAAACGAAAGCUAUGGAGGAAAUAUCUUACAGAUAGGUGCAAUGUGUCGAUAUGUGCAUGCAAAAUGCAGAGGAAGUUUCUUAAGAGACUAAUCCUCAGGACACGGCGUACUUUCGAGAAAGACCUACCGAACAGGGCCGCAGAAAAUCCGGAGUUAUUCCAUGGUUAUAUAAGAAUCAGCACGUGAAACAGACAUCCAAUCCCAUUAUUGAAAGUUAGGGAAAACCUUGUGUUCAGUGAAGAUGGAGCAAAGAUAGAGCACCUUUCACAAUUUUAAGUCUAUCAUUACGAAGGAAAACGCAUUUAUUACUCCCGACUGCGACACAGUGGAAGGGCCAACGAUUGAGGCUGUCUCGUUCGCCGAUGCUAUUGUUCGCAAAGAUCUCUUUCCCCUGAAUAAGUCUUAAUCACCUGGGCCGGAUGACGUACCACUACAAUUGUUGAAGGAGCCCUCUAGAGAGGUAUCUAAAGCGCUGUCCAUGCUCUUCCAAGCUUCGUUCCAAUCAGGCUAUCAGCCCAUCGAUUAGAAAUAUUCACGGACCACGCCUCUUUAUAAAAGCGGAUGCAAGGUCUUAGUAAACAACCACAAUCCGAUCAGCCUUAUCUCGAUUUGCUGUAGAAUUAUGGAAAAAAUAGUUAAGCGAGAAAUAAUGCGUUUCCUAGAACAGUACAAUCUGCUAUACAGUGCCCAGCACGGAUUUCCUAGGGGCAGAUCAUGCGUGCCAAACCUACUUUACUGUUUAGAACGCUGGACCCCGCUAGUUGACGGCGGCAAUGCAGUGCACACAGUCUAUGUUGACUUUAGGAAAGCACUAGAUAGUGUACCACACCAGCGUCUCCUGUACAAAUUAAGCCGAACAGGCAUUAAGGGCUAUCUCCUGAGGUGGAUUUAAAGCUUCUUGAUCGGUCGCUCUCAAAUUGUCCACGUCGGUGACAGGCAGUCAGUGGAGGUAGCAGUUGAAAGUGGUGUUCCUCAAGGCCCCGUGCUUGGCCCUACCCGGUUCAUAUUAUACACCAACGACUGCGUCAGUGAACUUAACUGUGGCGUCGCCAUGUUCGCUGAUGAUGUUAAGCUCUGGAGCGUCAUCCGAACUGAAUUUGACGAAGACAGCUUGCAGGCAAACCUGAACCGACUCGAUAAAUGGUCGCAGGACUGGCUUUUGUCGUUUAAUGUGGCUAAGUGCAACAUUCUGCGAGUCGGUGGGGUCCGAUCUCCUAGUCGCAGAGUUUGCCACCAAAGUGGCGUACCAUUGCAGGAGGUAGACGCCCAGAAAGAUUUGGGUGUAUGGAUCACGGCUUCACUUAAACCGUCGCUCCACUGCUCCAAGGUAGCCAAGUCCGCGAUGUCAGUCCUGUACCUCCUCAUGCGAGCUCUCUCUGCCUUCGAUGAGGACUGUUUCGCUAAAUUCUUUCGGACAUUUACACGGUCCCAGUUAGAGUUCGCUACCCGUGCGUGGAAACUCAGGAUUUCUAAAGGCCUUAGCAUCCUUGAGGAAGUUCAAAGGCGGACAACCAAACUCGUUAGUGGACAGGAUUUACUACCCUACGAAACACGGUUAUUCAAUCCUAUGAGUUACGGACAUGUAAGUGGCGACCUGGUACAAGCAUUCCGCACUAUGCACGGUCAGGAAUGCUGCCAUUUUUCCUGUUGACUUCAUGGAGUUAGCAACCACGAUGAGCCGCCGAGGUCAUUUCCUUAAACUACGUGUGACUGGUGCCAGGCUGGACGUGCGAAAGUUCUUCUCUUCCAACGGGGUGGUCGAGACUUUGAGUGCUCUGCCUGCAGAUAUCGUCAUGUUCACAUCCAUCGAGGCAUUUAAGUGCAAGUUGGACCUGUAUGCCACCAAACAUCAUAAUGUCACGCGACCGAUAUCGUCUUAGCGUUUCGUUCUAACUGUUUAAUGUUGCCUGUAUUUCAGUAACGUUUGUUUUUUAUUUCGCUAUUAUCCCAUGCCCAUUGAAUGCGAAUGCUGGCAGUCGCAUUGUCUUCUUUCAAAACUAAUAUCGCACAAAUGUUCUACGACACAAUUGUGCAUAGACGGACUGCUGUCAGUGUUUUUAACACAUGAAACAAUCGGUUUAUCUGACCGGUUUUGAAAUAAUUCUGUAGCUGUUUGAUGUUUACAUUCCAUUUUUUGAUAUAAUUCGCUUCCUUGUACCCAACAGGGAGUUUAUAGGUUCACCGCCUGAUCUUCCCUUAAAUGAAGUUGAACUGAAAUGAACGGGAAAAAAGUACGGAAGCCUGAAGCGAAUGCGGACGUUACUACUAAUAGCAAGCGCUUGGCAGCAUAUCAACUGCUGCUUAUGCAUACAGCACCCAUUAUGCGUUCACAACUUUUCUCUGUCGCUGUCCUCGAUCCAGCCUGGGUCUGAGACCCCAAAGCGAAUAUCGGCUUGCGUCCCAGUGAUCAAAUCUUCCAUCGUGCACAUUAAUGGCACGGUUAGGAAAGCCCAUGUUUUGAAAAAUAAGUAAUUGCAGUCUCUAAAGUUCUUCGUUAGCCUCACCUUAGAUUCCCACAUAUUUUUCCAAAGUAUCUGCAGUUGGGACCAUCGAGUCUCUUCUGAGGCGUUUUCUUCUACAGCUUGUAUGGCUUCCAGUCGAUGGGUCGGCUGAUUGUUGAAACCGGCAUGGCGCGCAAGCGAAUGCGAUGAAAUAAUAUGUAAAUUGCCCGGUAGUCACCUGACCUGUGGCUCCGCCUGGACCAUCGCAGGGGACCACAAUGCAAGUGAGCCCACAGGUAAGCGAACGAUGCUCUGUUGCCUAGCUUGCUUCUUCCUGCUGCCUGCUAUAUGCUACUCUUGUUGUCUGCCACAUGUCUAUUUGUCCUUGUCUGAACUAGUUGUCGUUCUGGUGGACUACUACCCGUGUUGCCUCUGCAUCUCGCCGUUCCUGCCUGUUGGCUUCGUCUGCUUGUCCAUUCUUACUGUAAACCACAUAUCUUUCUGUUGGUUGUAAUUUCUCUCCUCUCCACUUCUGCAACUACUUAAACCAAAGAAUAGCGGGAAAGCAGUGCUGCUCGGCUCCCCAUCCACUUUAAGGUCCCGGGCUAAUUCGGAUCGCUCUACCACUAACACAGUCGUGGCCCAUAGUGGAGUUCGACAGCCGUCGGGGAUAACGGAGCAGCCCUAUUUAGGGAGUGCUAUGCUCGCCACGCAAGGGGGAUGGAGUUAGAAAAGGUACUCUAAAAAUUGCUGGGAAUCACGCUAUCUGUAGGUUAACUAUGGUCGCAGAUAUUAAACACACGACCGAAACAAUCGAAAUCAUAACAAAAAUGCUCUCUCUUUAUUGUCUUCUUCUUUCUCCAUCUCCUGCUCCUUUCUCUGCCCGCCGCCCCUCUCUUCAGACUGGUAGGGUGAUUUCGCUCACUCUAUUGGCCUGAAAUGUUCGUUUCCUUUUAGACAAUCCGAGGAGGAACCGACCGGAACGGAGGACGGCGCAAGUGGCUCGGAGACGGGCGCUCUACAAGGUGGACAUCGCCGCAGUCAGCGAGACCCGAUUCUCCGAACAAGGCCAACUGGAGGAGGUGGGCGCCGCCUGCGCCUUCUUCUGGAGUGGUCACUCCGGGGCAGAGCAAGGGGACGCGGGCGUCGAAUUUACUAUCCGGGACGACAUAGUGGGACGACCGCCCCAUCUAACACAAGGCAUCAACGACCACCUGAUGAGCCUCCGUCUGGCUUUCCGGGGAGGCAAAUUCAUCACCAUCAUCAACGGCUACGCUCCUCCGAUGACCAGACCCAACGGCGCUGCAAGUGGCAAAUCCUACGAGGACCUGCACGCCUACCUGGUGACUGUGUAGAAGGCAGAUAAGUUAUCGUUGAAUUUAACACCCGCGUCGCCACAGACCAUGCAGCCUGGCGAGGAGUUCUGGGUCCCCACGGCUUCGAUGUCUCCAACGAAAAUGGCCUGCUCCUUCACCGUACUUGCGCAGAACACCGACUUAUCUUGACCAACACCCUCUUCUACCUGCCGUCGCGAGAUAAGGCCACCUGGAGGCACCCUCCGUCACGCUAGUGGCACCUUCUACACUACGUUUUCGUUCUAAAGCGAGACCAGCGGGAUGUGCUGGUGACAAAGGCGAUCCCGAGUGCCGACUGCCCAGUCUGCGACAACGAUCGUGGCAUCUCCCUGCUAAGCAUUGCUGGUAAGAUCUUUGCUGGCAUUCUUCUCAACCGCCUGAACAGCCACCUGGAAUGAGGUCUUCUGCCGGGAAACCAUUGCGGCUUCUGACAUCAUCGUAGACCACGGGCAUGAUCUUCGCGCCCGCCAACUGCAGAGGAAAUGCUAGGAGAUGCGGACCCACUUGAACUUUACUUUUGUGGAUCUGACGAAAGACGUGGAGACGGUGAAUCGUGAGGGAAUGUUGAGAAUCAUGCAGCAAUUCGGCUGUCUUGAACGGUUAGCUCAGAUGGUGUGUCUGCUUCACGAUGACGUGAUGAUACGAGUGACGGAGACUGGAAAUGUCUCAGAGGCAUUUUCAGUGCCCAGCGGAGUGAUGCAGGUCUGCAUCCUCGCGCCUACCCUCUUUAGUCACAUAUUCUCUGCCAUGCUGAUGGACUUCCACCACGACGGACGCCAUGGGAUACUCAUGGCCUACAGGACGGCAGCCAAUUCCUUAACCAUCGGCGGAUGCACUUCCAGUAGCAUGUAUCCACAACCACCGUCCAUGACUUCUCUUCGCCGACGACUGCGCCCGUAGUUUCACCUUGGCAUGUGGCAGGCAAAGGAGCAGGGACCUCUUCGCCGGCGUCUGCGAGAACUUCGGCCUGAUUAUUAACACGGAGAAGAAAUUGGUCAUGCACCAUCCGCCACCCAACAGUGCCGCAAAUGCGCCGCGAAUCAGCGUGAAGGGCACCCAACUGCAAUUGGUGGACAACUUCAUUUAUCUGGGCAGUACCCUCUCUUGAAGCAUGAAAAUCGACGGUUAAGUCGCCCGCCGGAUUUCGAAGGCCAGUCAAGCCUUCGGCCGCCUUCAAAGCACGGUUUGGAAUCGUCAUGGUCUCCAGCUGAGGACGAUGUACAAAGCUGUCAUCAUCCUGACCCCUCUGUAUGGAGUUGAGUCUUGGACGUUGUACACGAAACAGGCACGCCGAAUUAAUCACUUCCACCUCACUUGUCUUUAUCGCAUCCUUGGGCUGAGGCGGCAGGACCAAAUCCUCGACACCUAUGUACUUGACCGAAUGGGAAUUCUCAGCAUCUACACCAUGUUGAAAUAACUGCAGCUGUGCCGGAGCGGCUAUAUCGUGCGAAUGGACGAGGAGUGGCUAGCUAAAUGACUCUUCUAUGGAGACGUCGCCACGGGUUCCCGCCGCCAAGGAGGACAAAUCCAUCGAUGCAAGGAUACUCGGACGUCUUCCCUGAAGCGUCUGCGAAUAAAUCCGACCAAAUGCGAAGACCCCGCCCGAGACCGACCGACAUGGAGGAGGACAGUGAAGACAGGCACUGCGAUCUACGAAACCGACCGCAUCGUGGACGCCAAAGCCAAAUGUGAAGCACACAAGUUCCAGCUGCUUUCACCUCGCAAUGUCAACGCCAAAUCGCCUCCAACGUGUCCACGAUGUUAGCGGACAUUCCGGGCACGCGCAUCAACACUACGCACAAUCCUGAUAAACCGACAAACGCCAACUCCGCCACCACUGACGCUAGCGGUGAGGACCAGAACUACAACAGUCCUCAAUGCGACCGCACCUUCACCUCACGCAUCGGCCUAGACGGUCACUUGCGAAUUCACCGCGUAGGGACUGGCAAAAUAAUGCCUGGCGCACCAAAUUGCACCCAACGUAAUCGCCUCCACUGUCCACACUGCCGUCGCACAUUCAUACACCGCAUGGUUCUAUUCGGCCACAUGCGCAUCCACGAACACCUGCGGUAGACAACCGCCGGCUGCAUCACACCAUCACACCCCCCUCACCACCGUCUCAUCAAACAUCAACACCACCCACCCGCCAACUCACAUGCAAGUGGGACGUGUGCGUCUCGACUCGGCCUCCUUGCGGUUCCUGUGUCACGGUUGACUCGAGUCUGAGAAUCCCGACGCGUCAAGCAGCGUUGAUAGGAAGGCUGCUGAUUGACGCCGCAACUUGGUCCACGCAGUUUCGUCCAGUUUUGUGUGUGUGUGUGUUUGUGUGGAGUGGCGGAGUGGUGGGCUGGGGCCGGGCUAAAACAGCUCCUUCGACGGCACUCUCCCGCAUGUAACAGAUAUGCCGCUCAACUCCCGUUGAUUAAAAUCUUGAUGUCUGUUUGUGUGUGUGUGUGUUUCGGGGUCUGUCGUGAUAAUAGUCGACAACCAGAAUGUUCCCUAAUCAGGAGUCAAGGAAGACAGUUUGAUUGAACAAGCUGCACUAGAGUGAAGGACACACAACGGCUCUGAUGGCAGUCGCGACAAGCUGUCACCCACUUGUGGUGGAUGAGGAAGAGGAGGAAAAGGAAGAGGAGGAGGAGGAGGAGGAGGAGGAGGAGGAGGAGGAGAAGGGGGUGGAGGUGGAUGAGGAGGAGUAG
This is a messenger RNA of Spirometra erinaceieuropaei, 23951 nucleotides long. The record is from the annotation of a GenBank genome assembly. Lineage: Eukaryota; Metazoa; Platyhelminthes; Cestoda; Diphyllobothriidea; Diphyllobothriidae.